ACAAUCUUGGUGAGUUAAUCAAGCAGUAAAGUUGAAGAUAAAUUGGUUGCUGCAUAGUUUAAAGUGCUUUGAGCUGCAACAAUGUAAACCUUAAGUGUCCUAUUUAAAACAAAUGGAAGAUGUAUUGUAUACAUUUACAUUUUCUAACAUAUAUUGUUUAUAAUGUUCAUAUUAUGUAUUGCUCCGUGCAACAUGCAGAUCUGUUUUGGGAUAAAAUCAGCUUGUUGCAGCAAUAGUCAACGACAUGUAGACAUUCACUUUACCUUUCAUUGUCAUUUCUCAUGUAUGUCACAUGUAAGUCGGUCAAAUAAUGAUUUUUAAUGAUAUUUAGCAGUCUGUAUCCACUUUCAGAACAACAGCCCAACAGAAUGUACACGACUGUGUGGUCAAAUUUGACAACAACAGCAUCAUAAAUUUGUAGAUGACACCACAGUGAUUGGUCUAACGAGAGACAGUGAUAAGAGGGAUAUAGGAGGGAAGUGGAAGAUCUAACCAUAUGGUGCCAUUGUAACAAAUCUCUAAAUGUCAAUAAAACAAAACCACCCUGCUCAUGUUCUGUGCUCACUCCUUCCGUCUAAAAAUUUUUUACUGGAGCAUCAAAUCACACAAACCACCUGGUGGUCAGUAGCUUCUUUCCACAGGCAGUCAGGUUGCUGAACAGCUGACGCAACCAUAUGCACUUCACAUUGUUGUUAUUGUAUUCUGUAUAUUGUGUUUAAAAGGUAUACAUAAGAAUGCACUGUGUACAUAGUCUAUGCAGGUCUGUAGUGGUUUUUUUUUUGCUGUUUUGGGAUAAUGUGUCUUUUGUGUUAAGGCGGAGAGAGCCAGAGCACAAGUAUUUUAUUAUAUUUUUAAUAUACAUGACAAUAAAAAUUAAUUUGAACUCAUAAUCUGUAGAUCAAUGCCAAAUAAAACGAGCUAGACCUGAUUCUUGUUUACCAGUAAAUACAUCAGGAACAUGUGAUUCCCAUCAGGUUAUCAAGAUAAUCACCUUCCUUAAAGGUAAACUCCACCCCAACGGUUUCCUGUAACCAUGAGAGAUGAGAAAAACAGAAACACCUCUACAUUGCUUUGCAAGCCAAUACAAAAGUCUUGCAUAUAUGCUACUUCAAAUUUAUAAUUUUUAUUUGUUGUUGACACUGCAAAUUUUACUCUAUGGUAACUUCUGAAGCUGUAAUUUGUGGUGUAGAUGAGUUUAAGAAUAUUUUGGCUCCUCUGUAUAUUUAAAUGAGGUGGACAAAAUAUUCUGAACUCCUAUGAACUUCUUUCAUUAUAAUGUCCUGUAGUUCAAUAUAAUAAUAUGUAAUACUACCACAAAAUACAGCCUCUAAACAUAGAACCAAAUCAAGUUUGAAGAAAGAAAGAUACCACAAAAAAAGAAGAAUACAAGCCCAUUUUCUUUAGUCAUUGUUUUGUUUGAGUUGCAUCUUUUUAUCACAAAUCUCCCAGAACAAGUGACAGUGGGAGGUGAUGUGUCAUUCUCAGCUGAUAUCUUUUUUCCCUUUAGCUUCUUUUCAUUUUGCCUUUAAAUGAUUUGUUUUGGUUCAGGGUCAUUCUAAAAAUGUUUCACUGUUUUCGGUUUUGUUUCACGUUACUGUUAUUCUUCACACUCCGUCUCUCAAAUGAAAGGCAUUAAUAAAGAUAAAAAUAUCUCUGCCACAUAAUCCCCGAGGGUCAGCACAAGUUUGCCAAAGCAUCCCUCUUCUGUCAGUCAUCUAAAGCGGCAGAGGCAUCUGGUGUGAUAACCUUGUCACUCCAGUUCUGGUGAUUCUCUCACUUGAACUGACAGAUUAUAUUCUCCUCCUCAGUUUGAGAAAAUUUACUGACCUCCUUUUAUGUAAGUUUCUAUGAUCACUGCAAGAUGCAUUAUCAUCAAGCCAAAGACUCUGUUUCACAAAGUUGUAUAAAACAUGACAAUUUGUCUUCAUUUCUGGUAUUUGGUCCAAAUAUUAACUGCCAUUUUGUCCUUUGUCUUUUAGGGGAGAAAGAGGGCAUCACCCUGGCUGAGAUCAGGCUCGUCCUGAUUGGUGGGAGAUGGGCUGGCAAAAGCUCGUCUGGCAACACCAUACUUAGAAAGGAAAGGUUUGAGUGUGGCCGAACACGAACAACUCAGUGUGAAGGGAGACAUGAGGUGGUCGAGGGGAGGAAGCUCACUGUGGUUGAUGUUCCAGGAUGGAGCAGCUCCCUCUCCCUUACAGAGAUACCAGAGGGGGAGAAACAAAGAUUCAAACUCAGUGCCUCAAAGUGUCCGCCUGGACCAAACGCUUUCCUCCUUGUUAUUCCCAUUGACUGUGCUUUCUCUGUGGAGCAGAGGAGGACUGUUGAGGAGCACAUGAAGCUGCUGGGGCAGCGAGUUUGGAGAUACACCAUGGUGCUGUUCACCUGUGGGGAUUUCCUUGGGGAGAAAACGAUAGUGCAGCACAUCGAGAGCGAGGGAGACGCACUGAAGUGGUUAAUCGAAAGGUGCAACAACAGGUACCACGUGUUUAAUAACAAGAAGAGUAACUCAUCUCAGGUCACACAGCUGCUGGAGAAGAUAGAUGAGAUGGUGUGGAACAACAACGGCGGUUACUACGAGUUGGAUGAACAGACUUUUUAUAUCAUUAAAGAGAAGCAGCGAGAGGUGGCUGAAAAGGCAGAAAAGAGACGGAGGAAGGCCGAGGAGCAAAGACAGAAAGUGAAAGCACUCAUUCCAGAAGAAAUGAAGUCCAUCCCAAAACUCCAGGUGAUUCUCUUGGGAAGUCGAAGUGUUGGGAAAACCUCCAUAGGGAACGCCAUUGUAGGAAUCAAAGAGCAAGAGGAUGGAAGAAGAACAGCACACUCGGUGGCCCGGAGAGGUGUUGUGGGUAAAACUGAAAUAACUCUUGUUGACACACCAGGUUGGUGGAAAGGCUUCCCAGUGUUUGACACUCCAGAAAUGAUCAAAGAGGAAGUAAUGCGCAGCAUGUUCCUGUGCCCCCCUGGGCCCCACGUCUUCCUGUUGGUGAUAGACGCAGAUGCAUCCUUCAAUGCCAAACACUUAGAUGCAGUGACAACACACAUGAAUCUUCUCGGAGAAGGAGUGUGGAGACACACCACUGUAGUUUUCACCAGAGGGGACUGGCUGGGAUCAAACACCAUAGAGGAGUACAUUGAGGGCGAGGGAGAAGCCUUACAGUCUCUGGUGGAUCAAUGUGGUAACAGAUAUCAUGUCAUUGAUAACAAGAAUGCAGAUGAUGGUACUCAGAUCACAGAGCUGGUAGAGAAAAUCACCGGUACUGUAGCUGAAAAUGGUUGGGAGCACUUUGUUCCAGAUGAGCAGAUCCUUUUGACCAUUGUGGAGAGAAGAAAAAGAGUGGAAGAAGGAGCAAGACUGAGGCAAAGUCAAGUUAAGGCCAAAAGAAAAACCCUCAGAGGUUCCAGAAAUAAGUUACAAGAGCUGAGGAUUGUGAUGCUUGGUCAAAAGACAUUUGGAAAGAGUGCAACAGGUAAUAACCUCCUGCGCAAAGAAGUGUUCGCUACCUGUAAGAGUGAGCAGUGUCAGAUAGGAGAGGCGGACGUUGCUGGCAGACUGAUCACAGUGAUCGACACCCCGGGCUGGUGGAAGGAGCUGUCCCGCUGCACUGAAGAGAUUGACAAAGAAAUUGUCAGAGGUUUGACGCUGAGCCCGUUAGGGGUUCACGUUGUUCUGCUGGUUGUUCCCUUGGACAUGACAUUCAGAGAAGUUCAGCAGGUCGCCCUGGAGGAACACAUGAACCUCUUUGAUGCUGGUGUAUGGAAACAUGCCAUGGUUCUGUUCACAUACGGAGACAAACUGGCAGAUAGAUCCAUAGAGGAGCACAUUGAGAGGGAGCACACUGCUCUCCAGUGGUUGGUGGACAAGUGUGAGAACAGAUACCAUGUCCUGAACAAUAUGAGGAAAACAGAUAUGAGUGAGGUUACCGAGCUGUUUGAGAAGAUAGAGGAAAUGGUGUCAGGGAACAGCGGCCGGCUCUUCUGCCCUGACAUGAAUGACAUCCACCUGAGGAUUGAGGAGAAGAUCAGGAGGCGGCAGCUCAAACAUGUAUUGAAGCAACGACUGGAGCAGGAGUACAGGAGGAGAGAGCUGGAGCUGAUGAUGGGCUUCAAGGAAAAACUCCUCGAGCUGCAAGCUGACAUCAGGGGAAUACAAGUGACAAGUACCAAACCAAAGUCACUGAUUGGUGACAUGGCCAAAAUCAAAGCAAAGGGAAUUGGUCAAAGGAAGAAGGAGGAAAACAUAGAUGCAAAAUUGACUCAGGAAAUUGAAAAGCUGGAUAAGGAAAUUAUGAAAUCCACAGUCCUUCUUCGGAGCAGCAUGGACAUCUUGCUCCCUAGCUUUAGCGGAGACAGUAAAGCACCAUCCAUCGCUGAGUCUUCAACCAGGAAAAUGUCAACCAGUAACUUUGAUAGAGUUCUGGGUUGGCUGUCCACACUUCAGAUCGGCACAAAUGUAGAGAAUGAGCUGACCAUCAACUCCUCAGGAUACAGAUCUGUGCUACCACACGAUGAGUUUGACUGCGACGGGGAAGCUGAUAUUGCUGAAUGAAUCAUCUCAACAGAAGUGUAUGUAAUAAAAAUGCAUUGUAGCAGGGCAGAAUUUGCACUCAGGGUAGGCCUAAAUUAAACAUAAUGGAAGAAUCAAUAUCAUGAAAUCAUAAUAUGAGGGGGCAGUAAAGUUGGAGAACAGAGCUUAUGAAUGUAAGGCUGAGUCAGUUUGAUCUCUGGACCUGGAGGAUAAAUCUUGGUGCGGAAGUGAAAGAGUAUUGAUUAUGAACAUUUGUACAAUGUAUUGGAAUCCAAUACUGCUUUUAUUAAGCUUAUAUUGUUUCAUUAAGCUUAUCAACUGUGUCAGGCAAGUCCUUCAGUCAUGUUUUUAAUGGAGGGUUUAUAAUAUAUAUUGGUUUUGUGUUUUUAAUCCCAUGUUUGUUAUUUGAUGUGAUUGCUUUAUUUUAUAUGCCACAGAUAGUGAUGCAGGGUGCAGGGAAGACAGUCUGGAAGCAGCUCACUGGAUUUGUAUUCAUGUGAGAGUAAAGUAUUUCCCCACUGUGAUGAUAAAGUGUAUCACAUAAUGUAUUUUAUUUUCCUUUUUCAAAAGGAAAGAUUGAAUCUUUGCAAUUCAACCUUUGGAGUUUUCCACAAAGAAUAAACUCCACCUCACUAAACUAGUAAAAGGUCACAUGAGGUGUGGAGUCAGGCUCAGUGAUACAAAAACUACAACUUCUUUGCUUUUUGAAAUUAAAAUAUCAGUUGAGUAUGUCAUGGGACUUUAUUAGAUGGAGCCAGGCCCUGCUUCUUCUACUUCUGUACUUCUGUUUCUACUUCUGUUAUAGCACUAAAAACUAAUGUAUUUAUUAUUACUUAUGAAGAUAAUGUAUGACUUGUCGAUUGUAAAUGG
Thunnus maccoyii (southern bluefin tuna) is the source of this 5395-nucleotide messenger RNA. Its product is annotated as GTPase IMAP family member 8-like. The coding region runs from base 1862 to 4546 and encodes 894 amino acids. Lineage: Eukaryota; Metazoa; Chordata; Actinopteri; Scombriformes; Scombridae. The transcript has 5 exons. Gene Ontology annotation, molecular function: GTP binding. The record is from RefSeq and is a predicted model, not a curated record.